CAGAGCGAGUGGGUGGUGCAGGUGGUGCAGGUGGUGCAGGUGCCGCGUCCACCCAACAGGCGGGCGUCAGUGAUGCAGGUGCCAGGGAUUCCGUCAAUCAAAAUGAAACCGCCUGCAGCUCCCGCAGGUUUUCCCAGAGAUCACCACAACUGACGUCCCACACAUCAACCUGUCGACUCUCACAAACGAACACCUCGUCCUCUUCAAAAUUCAUCCUUUGGCCUGCUCCGAACUGCUUUCUUCCUCGAUUCAUCAAUCCUCCAUCUCAUCAAUCCCUCCCAUUGUCCCGAUCUUAUCCCUUACUCCUGUCCAUCCCCAAAAAGUCAGUUGACGUCCCUGUUCCUGGUACCGGCACCCUCAGUUUGCAAUCCUGAAUCAUUACUUCCGACUUCUUCCAUCCCACACCUUCCUGACAGAUGUCUGCUGAAGGCUACGGCCGAUCGUCUGAACUCCCUACACACACCGACAUGUCUACCGCCGACGAUUCUGCUCCUGCUCCUACCACCAAUGGGACCAGUGAGCCGACCUUGAAAGAUGCCUUUGUCAACAACGCGGCCUCGGCCGUCAACACCGUGACAGAACAUCCCAUCACCCAAAACAUCGUUAAUGGUCCCGUGGCAACCUCUGUUAAGGGCCAUGCUGCGUCCACCAAAUCUGAAUUCAGCGAUCUGGCCAGUUCUCGACAACCUCCUUCGUACACAGCUGCCAAUGACACCACUUUGACGCACUACCAUUCCUUUUUCUACACUUUGUUGAGCUGGAAGAACAAGCGAGCUACCGGCAUCACCUUUGCCUCCGUCGUUGCCUUUAUCUUUGCCUGUCGCUAUCUUCCUAUCAUUCGAUACGUGAUCAAGAUUACCUGGAUGACCCUUGGUGUGGUCACGCUGGCCGAAGCUUCGAGCAAGGCGUUGAUGGGCUCUAGUCUGGCCAGCUCGCUCCGACCACGACGGUACUACAAAAUUCCCAAAGAGACCCUUGAGGCUUCUCUCGACGACCUAGAGAACCUCAUCAACUUCUUCGUGAUUGAGAUUCAACGCAUUGUCUUUGCCGAGAAUGUCCCAGUGACUGCCGCCGCGUUCUUGACUGCGUUCUUGACCUACUACCUCAUCAAAAUUGUCCCAUUCUGGGGCAUGGCCUUGAUUGCCAGCUGUGUCGUCUUCCUGGGUCCCUUGAUCUACAUCGAGAACAAGGAAUUCAUCGACUCUCAACUUGAACACGCCGGAAAUGUCAUCGGUCAACAGACGACCCAGAUCCGCGACUUGACUGCUCAACACACCAGCAAGGGCCUCGACACAAUGAAGCAAUACACUGGCACAUACGCUGCCAAGGCCCAGGAGAUGGUCGGAAGUGCUCGUCAGAGGAUCCCUUCUCCUACCACCGGCAAAGCUCCAGUCAAGGAGGGUGAUUUCCCCUCGGCGCCCAAGACAGAUCUCCCAGAUACUUCCGGCGGUGUUCUGCACCGCGACGCCGAACCCAUCAGCUCCUAAAGGGUGGGCCGAUUGCAACAGCAUGACGGUAUUGCAUAAUGCUGCGAGCAAUUUUGUUUGGUUAGCAAAAUCAAAGUGCACACUGAAAGAUGACAACCUCAUGUCAAUGACAAGCGGAACGAGCGGACGAUGAGCACAAACAAAUAAUUCCCCCUAAGUUGACAAUUUGGUACGGUUAUGGAGGGCGAAUGUCGAUGGUCGUUGGCCUGACCUCCGGCGAUGCUCUUUGGGAGGGGCUGUAUGAGCAUAGCAGCCCAGCAUGGGGAAGCCAAGGAUGAUGAAACAAAGGUGACGGGCGUUUCAAGACUCUUUUGUACUGUAUGAUAGACUCCAAGUAUGAUUUGGACAAUCCCGAAUAGCAUGCGUAUUGAUCACGACUUCGUCAGUCUUGCCUCGACCAUGAAAACAGUAUCUACCUGAUGCGUAUAUAGACAUGGAUGUUUAGAUAGGAUAUAUAUACUCGGUACACUGCACGAUACUUGACUUCG
This is a messenger RNA of Cladophialophora immunda, 1975 nucleotides long. RefSeq lists its product as uncharacterized. The coding region runs from base 417 to 1487 and encodes 356 amino acids. The record is from RefSeq and is a predicted model, not a curated record. The transcript is spliced from 7 exons. Lineage: Eukaryota; Fungi; Ascomycota; Eurotiomycetes; Chaetothyriales; Herpotrichiellaceae.